This is a messenger RNA of Periconia digitata, 3169 nucleotides long. Lineage: Eukaryota; Fungi; Ascomycota; Dothideomycetes; Pleosporales; Periconiaceae. The record is from the annotation of a GenBank genome assembly.
UCAACUGGUCACAUGUACGGUCACGGGGACGAAUGGCUCGAGGCACUUCAAAUGGAAGCUACAUUGCAUACAUAGGUACACGUAUGCAUAUACAUUUGAUAUGUAUGAUGAGCGCUUGAGUAUGCUGUGUACAUGUGGUGGAUUCCAUAGAUACGAACACGUAUAUUUGGUAUUGCUACACACGAGACUUGAACGCAAUGAACCUCACCUGGGCAGCGAAAGCUCCAAUGUUAGUGUGGACCCUGAGGCAGGAGACAUGGUGGGGGUUGUUGGUGACGUAGCCGCCUAUUCGAGAGAGCUCGGACCGACUCAACGCCGGGCCCACCGCUGUUUCUCUAGCUGAUGCUGUAACCCACAAUGACGACGACGAUACAUGCCAUCAACGCACGCCAUUCCCCCGCGAAAGAAAAUCUCUGCGUCGAGCCUUCGUGAAGACAGCAGCAACUCAGCAUCUUCAUGGAAGCUUUGCAUCGCCGUCACACGAGCUGCUGCUGCUGCUGCUGCUGACCGCCUCCGCAAUCGACCCGCGCUCGGGUAUCGCACCAUACAUACAUCAUAUACUAGUUGCUAUACAUAUCCAUACAUGUUCCCGGCUUACCACUUCUUUAUGCGACAAUCGGCAUAGUGACUUCCUCGCCUGAGCUUGUAUUCCACCUACGCGCAGACGCUGGGCCCAUUAAUCGAGUAGCUGCGGAUCCCCUCUCCCGCUGUUCCUGCUUCUCUUUCUCUCUCUCUCUCUCUCUCUUCUUUUCCUUUCCAUUCCUUCUCCCUACAUCCCUCUAUCUAUCUUACCUCCUCCUCCACUCGCCUCCCACCUCUCUCCGCCCGUCCACCUACUUGCUCAUCGCCUCAUUCCUCCGUAUAACUCCAUUCCACACCUCGCUCGGUACUCAGCCUUCUUUGCCAUUUCCUAUCCUGCACCAUAUCCUCAAGACCUUUCUUGCACGCGACACCUACAAGCCACCAAAUACCCCCUGCUCGCCUUCCCCAGAGCAUGACCUCGCAAUCUUCAAAGACCCGUCAGACAUCCACCGUCCUCGACCCGUACGCCGCACCCCACAUCUAUUACGGCGAUAACAAUAAUCGCAAUCACUUCAGGGCCAGAACCUUCUCGGCCGAAGCACAAUCUACUACUACCACCAAAACCGAAGGCUUCCCCGGCCGACGCAUCAGUCAUGAUGAGCAAUCUCUUCAGCCGCGUCGCUUCCUCGUCCAGGUCGAACCUACGCUGAAGACGCUGCUGUCCCGUGAGGAUACGGACCAAAACUACCAGAUCACCAUAGACGACAAGGGCCCAAAGGUUCUUCAACUCGGAACUCUUGCCUCCAAUGCCCACAACAAAUUCGACGUGAGGGGCACCUACAUGCUUUCGAACCUUCUCCAGGAACUUACUAUAGCCCAAGACUAUGGCCGCAAAACCAUUGUGCUUGAUGAAGCCCGCUUGAACGAGAAUCCUGUGAACCGCCUCUCGCGCCUGAUCACGCAUUCGUUCUGGGAUGGAUUGACCCGCCGUAUAGAUGGUUCAAACAUUGCCAAGGUCGGUCGCGAUCCCAAAGAUUGGACCGACGACCCUCGGCCUCGCAUAUAUGUGCCAAAGGGGGCCCCCGAGCAGCACGCAUACUACACACGCAUAGCCCAGGAUCAUCCUGAGAUACGCCUCGACGUACAGUGGCUGGCUGAAUUCCCCGAUGACGAGAACUAUGUUCGGGAUCUCAACGAGAAGCCGGGCCUCCUAGCAAUCGCAAUGGAAGAGUACACCAACGAUAAAGGUGACAAGGAUCUGCGCGGUUUGCCUUUUGUCGUGCCCGGUGGUCGUUUCAACGAACUGUAUGGGUGGGACAGCUACAUGGAGUCCCUCGGUCUGUUGGUUAACGAUCGUGUUGAUCUUGUCAAGUCCAUGGUCACGCAUUUCUGUUUCUGUAUCAAACACUACGGCAAGAUUCUCAACGCCAAUCGAACGUACUAUCUUUGCCGCUCGCAGCCUCCCUUCUUGACGGACAUGGCCCUGCGAGUAUAUGAACGGAUCAAGCACGAGCCGGGAGCCGAUGAAUUCUUGCGAGAAGCCAUGCUGGCCGCUAUCAAAGAAUACCACAGUGUAUGGAUGGCAGCACCGCGUUUAGAUGAGGAAACCGGAUUAUCCCGCUACCGCCCGGGUGGGUUCGGGGUGCCACCAGAGACGGAAGCCACGCAUUUCAUUCACGUCCUGGAACCUUACGCCAAGAAGCACAACAUGACGUUCGAGCAAUUUGUACGUGCAUAUAAUCACCGAGAGAUAUUGGAGCCAGAGUUGGACGAGUACUUCCUUCACGAUCGCGCUGUCCGAGAAUCGGGUCAUGAUACCUCAUACCGUUUGGAGAACGUUGCUGCCAAUCUUGCUGUAGUGGACAUCAAUGCCUUGCUCUACAAAUACGAGGUCGAUAUCGGCCGUUGCAUUCGCACCCACUUUGGCAACAAGCUAGUCAUCCCCAAAGAGUUCUGCGCAGGCGACAUGACACCCGACCAGGUGGAGACUUCAGCCAACUGGGAACGCCGAGCAAGAAAACGCCGUGCCGCCGUGGAUAAGUACCUGUGGGACGAGGAAGCUGGCAUGUACUUUGACUAUAACACAGUCAAAAAGGAGCGAACCGGCUACGAGAGUGCAACUACUUUCUGGCCCAUGUGGUCAGGUCUCGCCACCCCUCGGCAAGCCAGUCUGCUCAUCGAGAAAGCACUGCCUAAAUUUGAAGCUUUCGGUGGGUUGGUGUCGGGUACCGAGAAAUCGCGCGGGAGAGUCGGUUUGGACCGUCCCAAUCGACAAUGGGACUACCCGUUUGGAUGGGCACCACAGCAAAUUCUUGCCUGGAUCGGGUUCCAGAGAUACGGAUUCGAUGGCGAGGCCCAGCGCAUAGCAUAUCGCUGGCUCUCGAUGGUCACCAAGGCCUUUGUAGAUUUCAACGGGGUGGUGGUGGAGAAGUACGACGUGACGCGCCCCAUUGAUCCACACAAGGUUGAAGCAGAAUAUGGUAACCAAGGCAGUGACUUCAAGGGUGUUGCACGUGAAGGGUUUGGCUGGGUGAAUGCAAGCUACAUCUACGGACUGACACUCUUGAGUGCUCAUCAAGUGCGAGCUCUUGGAGCGCUCACAACAUGGGACCAGUUCGAGCAUGCUUUGUCAGACUUGGGCUUGUGA